Molecule: messenger RNA, 1517 nt
Organism: Salarias fasciatus (jewelled blenny)
Lineage: Eukaryota; Metazoa; Chordata; Actinopteri; Blenniiformes; Blenniidae
Product: carboxypeptidase A1-like
Exons: 11
Coding region: 17-1360 (447 amino acids)
Biological process (GO): proteolysis
Molecular function (GO): zinc ion binding; metallocarboxypeptidase activity
Source: RefSeq, a predicted model, not a curated record
UGUUUCAAACACCCACAUGGUGCAAUGGCUGCACAGCAGCAGCAGACCUUCACACCUUAAGGCCGCCUUCAGCCCCGAGGGGCUCAAACCGCUGGCGAGGAUGAGGGGACUGCUCGCUAUCGCUGCACUGCUGGUGGCCGUGCACGGAAAGGAGACCUUUGAGGGGCAUCAGGUGCUUCGAGUAAGUGCUAAAGACAAUGUCCAGCUGUCCCUGAUCAAGGACCUGGAGGACCUGGUGGAGCUGGACUUCUGGAGGGGGGCGACUCAUGUGGACUCCCCCGUGGACGUCAGAGUUCCCGUCCAAAUCCUGCAGGCGGUCAAAUCCUACCUGGACACUUGGGACAUUGAGUACGCCAUCAUGAUCGAGGACUUGCAGAUGCUGCUGGAUGCGGAACAGGAACAGAUGAGGUCUACGGAUCCAACUGAUGAACCCAGGAGCACCGACGACUUCGACUUCUCCAGGUAUCACACCCUCCGCGAGAUCUACAGCUUCCAGGACAUGCUGGUGGCUGAGAAUCCAAACCUGGUCAGUAAGGUGGUGAUCGGUCGGAGCUUCGAGGGACGGCCCCUCAAUGUCCUCAAGUUCAGCACCGGUGGAUCCAACCGGUCCGCCAUCUGGAUCGACACUGGGAUCCACUCCAGAGAGUGGGUCACUCAGGCCUGCGGCACCUGGUUCGCCAAGCAGAUCGUGAAGGACUUCGGACGUGAUCCCGUUCUCACCGCCAUCCUCAACGGGACGGACCUCUUCCUGGAGACCGUGACCAACCCCGAUGGGUUCGAGUACACCCACACCAGAGAUCGUCUGUGGCGUAAAACCAGGAAGCCCACGCGAGGCUCCAGGUGUGUGGGAGUAGAUCCCAACAGGAACUGGGAUGCUGGAUUCGGAGGACCCGGCUCCAGCAACGACCCCUGCUCUCAGAUCUACCGGGGGCCGAGGGCCCACUCCGAGUCAGAGGUCAAGUCUAUCGUGGACUUUGUGAAAUCCCACGGUAACAUCAAGGCCUUCAUCUCCAUCCACUCCUACUCUCAGAUGCUCCUGUACCCGUACGGCUACACCAGGACUCCGGUCCGGGACCGGGCGGAGCUGCACGGCCUGGCUCGGAGGGCCGUUGCCAAGCUGGCCUCAAAGCACGGGACCCAGUACCGGUUCGGCAGCAUCAUCAACACCAUCUACCAAGCCAGCGGGGGCAGCAUCGACUGGGCCUACGACCAGGGCGUCAAAUAUUCCUACACCUUCGAGCUGAGAGACACCGGUCGGCACGGCUUCCUCCUCCCCGCCGAUCAGAUCAUCCCCACCGCCGAGGAGACCUGGCACGCCCUGCUGGUCAUCAUGGACCACGCCUUCAGGAACCCGUACUGAGGCCACCACCGCCGAGAUUCACAGAAACUCCAGAUGUUGUCCAAAAAUUUAAAAAAGAAGGAAAAAAAUGUCAAACAGCAUGUAGAGUGAGCGCUCAAACAGAAACAACAUUAAAUGUUGAAAUUGAAAAUGUGGUUGUGUUCGAUUAAAGCAACAU